Symbiodinium natans is the source of this 483-nucleotide messenger RNA. The record is from the annotation of a GenBank genome assembly. Lineage: Eukaryota; Dinophyceae; Suessiales; Symbiodiniaceae.
AUGGUCGUUUCCGACUUGCCUUUCCCGUCGCCACCACCAUGGCCCCCAACUUGGGAAAAGAGGCAAGCGUACUUGCACUGGUGGCUGCUUCUCUUCAUGACAGGCGUAGGGGCAUUGAAAGCAGCUGGCUUCCUUCGCCACGACCUUUCGCAAAUCGUGGGCGUGCUUGAGUUUGUGGGCGGUGCCCUUCUCUUGCCACGAUGGUCAGCAAUAGCAACCGCUCUCGGCAAAGGUGGCUCUGAGCUGAGCUUGAGGGCCGGUUGUUGGUUCAUCCUCUGUGGCUUGGGCAUGAUCGUGUCGACUCGCAAGAGGAAGAGCCCGGUUUGCUGGAGCCAGACAGUUCUGUGCUUGGAGCUGCUCCGUAGCAGAGGCGGCAAUACUGCCGUACUUGUUGGCGUGAUGAUGCUAAUGGCUGGAACUGCCGCAGGCUGCCUUUUGCAAGAGUUUGUCUUUCCGCCUACAGCUACGCUGAAGGUUGCAUGA